This is a messenger RNA of Spea bombifrons (plains spadefoot toad), 1833 nucleotides long. RefSeq names its product KLF transcription factor 6 (gene KLF6). The record is from RefSeq and is a predicted model, not a curated record. NCBI's taxonomy places the organism in Eukaryota, Metazoa, Chordata, Amphibia, Anura, Pelobatidae. Gene Ontology annotation, molecular function: RNA polymerase II cis-regulatory region sequence-specific DNA binding; DNA-binding transcription factor activity, RNA polymerase II-specific. Gene Ontology annotation, biological process: regulation of transcription by RNA polymerase II. The transcript is spliced from 4 exons. The coding region runs from base 253 to 1107 and encodes 284 amino acids.
UUGCAAAUAUUGUCAGCGCAGACCAAGUUCUCUGCUCCAGGAGGAGCGCAGCCUCUCUUCCUAUUAUUAUUAUUAUUAUUUUUCUUAUUUCAGUUGCUAUGCAAUGACAUUUGCAUGAAACCUGGAGUACUUAUUCCGCCUCACCGGGGAUCUAUCUCUUUUGGAUUAUAUUUUUUUAUUCUAUAGAGAUAUAUGAUAGCGUUUUCUAUUUUUCUAGCAUAAAUCUAGAAAUAUUUAAUAUUUCCAGACGCCAUGGAUGUUCUACCUAUGUGCAGCAUUUUCCAGGAGCUUCAGAUUGUGCAUGACACUGGCUACUUCUCUGCCUUGCCAUCCUUGGAAGAGUAUUGGCAACAGACAUGCCUUGAGUUGGAGCGGUAUCUUCAAAGUGAACCUUGUUACGUGUCUGCGUCUGAGUUUAAGUUCGAUAGAGAAGAGGAACUUUGGACCAAAUUUAUUCUGGCGUGUGAGAAGAAAGAGGACCCUGACCCCAGUACUACGUGUGUUGUUCCUUCUGAGGACAUCAGUGACAGCCAGGCUUUGGAGACCAAUAGCUUGAACUCUGAUAACGGUAGCGAGUUAUCUGAUGGCUCAGAAGAACUUUCGCCUACUUCGAAAUUUACCUUGGAUCCCAUAGGUGAUGUUUUGGCCACAUCAGGAACUUUUAGCUCAUCUGUCACGUCUACCCCUCCAUCUUCCCCAGAGCAGAGUAAAGAAUCUCCCUCUCACUUGUGGAAUGCUAUAACCAAUGAGUUACAUUCACCAGGAAAGGUACGCUCUGGUUCCGUCGGAAAGACUGUUGAUCAAGGUAGUCCGACGAGCGGAGAGGCUUCACCUGAUGGCAGGAAACGUGUCCAUAAGUGUCAUUUCAACGGUUGCAAGAAGGUUUACACAAAGAGUUCACAUCUGAAAGCACAUCAACGUACCCACACAGGAGAAAAACCUUACAGAUGCUCCUGGGAGGGUUGUGAGUGGCGUUUUGCAAGAAGUGAUGAAUUAACCAGACACUUCCGAAAACACACUGGUGCCAAACCAUUUAAGUGCCCGCACUGUGACAGGUGUUUCUCUAGGUCUGAUCACCUGGCUCUUCACAUGAAGCGGCACCUCUGAAUGAGUCGAGAGGUCACGUUGUGAAUAAGCAACUUCAAGGUUGACCUGCCUUGUGCGAGGGAUGCGUGUUCCAGCCAAAGCAUGCCAAUUUGCACCCUAACCAGAUGCCUUCAAGACCUCACUUCUUUGAGGGUCUUUGUAGGGCUAACUAAGCGUGUGAGAUACGGCAUAGCAACCACCCAGUGCUACACCUGGCGUCUUCUGGACCCCGGCACUAGUGGUGGUGCUUUAUCUUCUGAACGGCUCGUCUAAGCCUUUCGCCGUGAGCAUGUGCACUGAGAAUGUUAAUGAUUGGUUGACUGAAUGAUGACAAGGAGCCAAUGUCUGUGUGCGGAGGAUUUUUAUUUUCGUAACGGUUGAGUACACUUGUGAGGGUUUAGAAAAUAAACGGUUUGAAUGUUAUUUUUGUUUCUGUAUGCUAUGGCAUACUAUAUUGGGACAGCCAUCGAUCAUUUACCUAAGGGGUCUAAGAGAAGAGGAAGGCAGAAGACCCCCCCAAAAAAACAAAAAAAAAAAUAAAAAGAUGGUCCCUUUCCUGUGCGAGAGGAGCUUUUGUUGUCUGGUGCAGCUAUUAAACGUGCAAUGUGUCAAGUAGCUUGUUUUUACUUGCUACAACGAUCAUUUGUAAUCCAUUGUAUAAGCUGUGUAUUCACAAAUAUAACAAAAUCUAUAACUUUUCAUUAUAAUAGAAAGAUAUUGCAUGGUUCAGGGGGAAAAAAAACAAAA